AAAUGCAUUGAUCUAUCCGACAAGUCAUAGAAGAACUCUCUCAGUCUCUCUCUCUCUCCCUCCCUCACAUACAACACGCACAAACAGCAAUAAAAACGCAGAAGUUUUGUCUUCCUCUGGAUAUGCAUAAAUAGGAGCCUGUACUCUGCUUACAAUCAGUUUACAAGUCAUAGUUGAUCCUUCCUCCUCUUUCUGUCCGAAAACACACACAACACACAGUCAAGAAAGAGUUUAUGGCGGAGGCAUCAGAAGCUAAUGGCAAUCAUGGGGUGGCUUUGGACGUUAAAGAUGAGGAUUUGAGUUACAAAGAUGGGAAGAAUUCAGCAUCCAAAACCGUUUCUGAUACUUCUGGCUUCCUUCUCACCGUCCCUUUUAUGCAAAAGUUGAUAGCAGAGAUAGCAGGCACAUAUUUCUUGAUAUUUGCCGGUUGCGGUGCGGUGGUGAUUAAUGCAGUCAGGAACAAUACAAUUACGGCUCCAGGGAUAUCAAUUGUGUGGGGGCUGGCGGUGAUGGUGGUUGUUUACGCAGUUGGCCACAUCUCCGGUGCACAUUUAAAUCCGGCUGUAACCAUUGCUUUUGCGACCUGCAAAAGGUUCCCGUGGAAACAGGUAGUUUAAUUAACCGAUUUAUGU
This is a messenger RNA of Coffea eugenioides, 632 nucleotides long. Its product is annotated as aquaporin NIP1-1-like. Gene Ontology annotation, cellular component: membrane. The transcript has 2 exons. The record is from RefSeq and is a predicted model, not a curated record. The coding region runs from base 234 to 617 and encodes 127 amino acids. NCBI's taxonomy places the organism in Eukaryota, Viridiplantae, Streptophyta, Magnoliopsida, Gentianales, Rubiaceae. Gene Ontology annotation, biological process: transmembrane transport. Gene Ontology annotation, molecular function: channel activity.